ACACAGGAAGGUCAGGUAUAGCAUCAAGGCUGCAUUUAUAUAAAGACAGGAACAUGCAGUGGAAACCCUUGCUUGGAGAGGGAAAAGACCAGAGGAUUUUGAAAGGCACACUAUGAGGAUCUUAAUUUUUGUCCUCACGCUGAGCAUUUCCUUGUGUUCAGGGUUUCCAGUGUACGAUUAUGAACUCCCCAUCACAGAAGAGGCCCUCAAUGCAUCCAUCGCAAAAAUCAAUUCUCAGUCAUGGGGGCCAAACCUGUAUGGAAUUUUCAGGAGCCACGUUCGAAAUGUUGAUAUGUGGAACAGCAAUGAUUAUAGACUAGAGCUGCAGCUCAGCAUUCGUGAAACUGUGUGCACAAAAGCUUCAGGAAGAGACCCGUUCACGUGUGACUUCAAAAUAGGGCCCUUUGCGCGAACUGCUUUCUGCAGAAGUGUUGUGGAAGUCUCUGGUGAGCUGAUUGGGAAUGUCACUGUGCAGUGCCAUCAGGGCACGUCCAGCUCUGAAUCGAUGAGCAGCGAGGAGAUGAUGUUUAUGCGGAUAAUGAACCGUGGCAAGUGGGGCAGCAGUCGCGGAGAAGCCUUCUCUUCAAGAGGAAGAGGCAGCAUCCAUGGAGACUGGCAUAAACCCAACCGUAUCAGCUCUGGCAAGAUUGAAUAAUACAGUUUAGGAGAUUGGAGAAUAUGAUGAACCAAGCCUCAAAGAUCCAGCAUGUUGAAGAACAAACCUGACACAAAUUUCCUUUUGUUUUUCAGGAAAAUCUAUUCUGUAAUGAAGUGAGUCUUUCCUUACAAUCACUUUAAAGUCAAAUGGUCGUCGGAUGAGUUCGUAAGAUGCUGUAUGGGUACACCGGUCAGCUGAUAGCAUUCUGGUGUGUUACAGCUCGGUGGGAGGACAGUCUCUGCCACCUCAUGUAACUGUGUCUACUACAUGUUGUCAUCUCAUAACAAUGCUAUUAAAGGAUCACUGUUCUAUCUCUGUGUUCUGUAUCGCCAGUUGCUUGUAAUUUUCUGUAAUGCUUGUAGCUAAUUAUUGAUUCAUUCAUACUAAUAAAGGCACUUAAUUCCUUUUUC
Molecule: messenger RNA, 1068 nt
Organism: Anas platyrhynchos (mallard)
Lineage: Eukaryota; Metazoa; Chordata; Aves; Anseriformes; Anatidae
Gene: SPP2
Product: secreted phosphoprotein 2
Biological process (GO): bone remodeling
Cellular component (GO): extracellular region
Source: RefSeq, a predicted model, not a curated record